AUGGCGAAACGAAAUUGCGGUAAUUCAAUAUUUUAAUUUUAAGAUACACCUGCUGCUAGGGAACAAAGAAUCAUUUGGAGACAAAAGCUCCAUCGUCCUGGCAGAAGAGACCGGUUAAACACAAAUUUCGUGUAAAUUUUUAAUAAACGAUUCUUGUUCUAUCCGCAGCAGAUGAAAAUGUCGCCCUCGAGUCGAACGGAAUAUCGCGCGAGCUCGAGACUUUUGAAAAGAAAUCUCUUCUCUCGUGGCGAUGAUCUCUCGUUUCAAAGGAUUCGAUCGAAACCCGUUUUAACGCUAACGAUUGCCGUUAACGUUACAGUGCGGACGAAGGGUUCGACGGCACUUACCCAACGAACGUCGUCGUGAAGAACAAUGGGACCUGCUUAUACGUACCGCCCGGCAUAUUCAAAAGCACUUGUAAGAUAGACAUUACCUGGUUCCCCUUCGACGAUCAGCGCUGCGAGAUGAAAUUCGGCUCUUGGACGUACGACGGCUUUCAGGUAAGUAAGUGAUAAAUGAAUCUCGCUGGAUCUAGUUCUCUCUCUUUCCUUUUUUUUCUUUUUCGUUUGUUCUUUAGGGCCUUCAACCCUCUGCGCUCGUAUUUAUAUUUGAGAAGGUUACCAAUCAACUCGGAAUUAUAUUUCAUACCCGAUCAAAAUGA
Molecule: messenger RNA, 661 nt
Organism: Heterotrigona itama
Lineage: Eukaryota; Metazoa; Arthropoda; Insecta; Hymenoptera; Apidae
Source: the annotation of a GenBank genome assembly